Messenger RNA from Oryzias melastigma (Indian medaka), 476 nucleotides. It is a transcript of the gene cmc4, whose product is annotated as C-x(9)-C motif containing 4 homolog (S. cerevisiae). Bases 104 to 310 code for a protein of 68 amino acids. Gene Ontology annotation, cellular component: mitochondrial intermembrane space. NCBI's taxonomy places the organism in Eukaryota, Metazoa, Chordata, Actinopteri, Beloniformes, Adrianichthyidae. The transcript has 3 exons. The record is from RefSeq and is a predicted model, not a curated record.
AAUAGGUUAACUGCACACCACGUGAUCAAAACAAUCCCUUGAAUGCGGAAGUAGCUCCUUUCCCUGUAGCGGUCAGUCGACCUGCAUGUAAAACCUUACUGAUAUGCCACAGAAAGAUCCGUGUCAAAAGCAGGCAUGUGCCAUUCAAACGUGUUUACAAGCUAACAAAUAUAUGGAAAGUAAAUGCGAGGAUGUGAUCCGAGAAAUGCAGCGGUGCUGUGCAGCGCAAACUGGAAACUCCGUCUGCUGCUCCGGUUUCAAAAACUCCAAACUGACAGAGAACAAGAGCAAGACAGCUGACACCACAUGAUGACGCUCAUUUAACAGAAAUAAAAAAUAUAUAAAUUGUCUCUGUUAGAUUUAACAUGACUCUUGUGGCUCUGGUAUUUAAAUAUGUGUACUGUCCAAAUGAGUUGUGAGGGUGAUAAGUAUUAACAUACAUCAUGUUACAGCCUGUAUAAAAACUAGUGUAUAAU